UGCCUCCUCCCACGGAUUCUCCCCGGCACUUCGCUGCUCGGCGGCUCCUCACGGUUUGGGGUUUUGCAACUGGAAGCUGGCUUUUUUUCCCUCCUCCCCUGUGUAGGGCUCUCCUUCUUUUAGGCUGCUCCACCCCACCCAGGAUCAGGCCAGGGGGAACCAGCUCAGCCGCCGCUGCCAACUCGCGCCCAGCGCGUCCGCGAACUCCGGGAGCCAAGUCCCGCGUCCUGCCUGCGCGCUGCUCCUCAGUUCCCGCCGCCCGCGGCCUCCCACCCGCACCCCUUCUCCACUUUUCCCCCCUUUUGCAAUCACAUGGCAUUUUAAGAAUGCCGGAAAGAUGGCGGUAGCGGCGGCGGCGGCGGUGGCUGCGCCGGCUGGCGGGGGAGGUGACCGGGCUCAGAGGAGCGGGCUGCUGGAAGUUUUGGUGCGGGAUCGCUGGCAUAAAGUUCUGGUGAACUUGAGCGAGGACGCCCUGGUUCUGAGCUGCGAGGAGGGCGCUGCGGCGUACAAUGGCAUCGGGACUGCCACCAAUGGCUCGUUCUGCAGGGGCUCCGGGGCCGGGGGCACCGGUGUCGCUCAGCCCCCGGACUCGCCAGCAGGCGUCCGCACCGCCUUCACCGACCUGCCGGAGCAAGUCCCCGAGUCCAUCUCCAACCAGAAGCGUGGCGUGAAGGUGCUGAAGCAGGAGCUGGGCGGACUGGGCAUCAGCAUCAAAGGGGGCAAAGAGAACAAGAUGCCUAUACUCAUCAGCAAGAUCUUCAAGGGGCUGGCGGCGGAUCAGACCCAAGCCCUGUACGUGGGCGAUGCCAUCCUGUCGGUGAACGGAGCAGACCUGCGGGACGCCACCCACGAUGAGGCGGUGCAGGCGCUGAAGCGCGCGGGCAAGGAAGUGAUGCUGGAAGUGAAGUACAUGAGAGAAGCUACACCCUACGUGAAGAAAGGGUCCCCGGUGUCUGAGAUCGGCUGGGAAACGCCUCCACCUGAGUCCCCUCGGCUGGGGGGAGGCUCUGCAGAAACGCUGUCAUCGCAGUCCUUCUCCUUCCACAGAGAUCGUAAGAACAUCCCCCUCAAGAUGUGCUAUGUCACCCGAAGCAUGACCUUGGCUGACCCUGAAAACAGGCAGCUGGAAAUCCACUCCCCUGAUGCUAAGCACACGGUGAUCCUAAGGAGUAAGGACUCUGCCACCGCCCAGGCCUGGUUCAGUGCUAUCCAUUCUAAUGUCAGUGACCUGCUGACCCGCGUAAUUGCUGAGGUCAGAGAGCAGCUGGGAAAGACAGGCAUUGCUGGAAGUCGAGAGAUCAGGCAUCUUGGCUGGCUUGCAGAGAAGGUGCCAGGGGAGAGUGAGAAACAGUGGAAAGCAGCCCUGCUUGUUCUGACUGAGAAAGACCUUUUAAUCUAUGACAGCAUGCCACGACGAAAGGAAGCCUGGUUCAGCCCCGUGCACUCAUACCCUCUUCUUGCCACCAGGCUGGUCCAUUCUGGUCCAGGGAAAGGAUCACCGCAGGCUGCUAUGGAUUUGUCCUUUACAACACGAACUGGUACCAAGCAAGGAAUUGAAACACAUCUCUUCAGAGCGGAGAUCAGCAGGGACCUCUCCCACUGGACAAGGAGCAUAGUACAGGGAUGCCACAACUCGGCUGAGCUCAUUACUGAAAUCACCACUGCUUGCACCUACAGAAACCAGGAAUGUCGCUUGACCAUACAUUAUGACAAUGGAUUUUCUAUUUCCACUGAGCCACAGGAGGGUGCCUUUCCUAAGACCAUCAUACAGUCCCCUUAUGAGAAGCUCAAAAUGUCUUCAGAUGACGGAAUUAGGAUGCUCUAUCUAGAUUUUGGAGGCAAAGAAGGAGAGAUU
Nannospalax galili (Upper Galilee mountains blind mole rat) is the source of this 1855-nucleotide messenger RNA. It is a transcript of the gene Sntb1, whose product is annotated as syntrophin beta 1. Gene Ontology annotation, molecular function: protein binding; structural molecule activity. Lineage: Eukaryota; Metazoa; Chordata; Mammalia; Rodentia; Spalacidae. The record is from RefSeq and is a predicted model, not a curated record. Gene Ontology annotation, cellular component: intracellular anatomical structure; dystrophin-associated glycoprotein complex; synapse.